AGAUGGCUGCCAGAAGAUUUGUUAUCGCGUGGGCUGUAUGGUUCGCGUUGCCGUUGGCAACGGGCCAUCUCAACGUUCUCAUCAGCAAAGCAGAAGUAAUGAAGCUAUUAGGUUUAGACGCUGAGUUGUACUACGUAAGAGGAGGUGAAGUGAACACGUACGCUACCAGCUUCAUAGUGCCUGUGCCCGCGCAUAUAGCCGACUUGGAGUUCAUGUGGCAAGCUCUGGGUAGGAAACCGCUGCCGUACGUGAUGGCCAUAGACUACGAGAGCCGAGGCGCCAUGUUGCCGCCACAAGUGAAUAUAUCCGAGCGCGGUUUUGUUCCUACCACCCUGCAAACUUUUAGGGUUCGCCUGCCGUGCACUGGUUCCAGAAGCGCCGAGAUUCUAGUCACGAUGCAGCUCAACAUAUCGUUCCCGGAUCGUUCUCAUAAAGACGUUAAGCUGCUCUUCAAGAGGAACAAGAUAUGUUGGAAAGGCUUAUCAUCAGUGGUGACGCACAACGAAACAGCACGUCUCGCUGGUGACGCAACGCACAGUUCAAGUGGCGUCCUUUUUGUCGCCGGUGGAUGCGCAGCCGCAGCUUUGGCGUUGCUAGGCGCGGCCGCUGCAGCCGGUACGCUGUAUAAAAGAGGCAGUAAAGCAAGGCAUCAUGAUUCAAUACACACAUCGUAUACCACAGCGGCAUAUGGCAGCCAUCAGAAUGUAUUACUGCGUCUCGACACACUCGGCCGGCCCCCCAGUUCCACGGGUUCUUAUGCAACUAUAGCUAGCCUACAUAAAUUUCCAUUUGGUAGUCGUCGGUCCCCGUCACCCUAUGCCACCACACAUAUUGGAGAACACAUAUACGCCAAACCAGAGUCGAGGGUGUCUUACUACGCUGCGUCGAAUCUUACACAUGUUUCACAGCAAACUAUAACCAAAGAUCGCAUCACCGACCCAGCAGAACAGCUACAGUAUUUAACGACAGCUAGAUCUAACAUUCGCCUAGAAAUCUUGGUGCACGAAGGCACCUUUGGUAGAGUUUAUAAAGGAGUGUUCAAAAAAGGAGACACGUAUGAAGAGGUCAUGGUGAAAACUGUAUCAGAUGCAGCGUCCGCCAUGCAAGCAGCUCUUUUAGUGGCUGAAGGGCUAAGGCUGUGUGGUCUAGCACAUGCUAAUGUUCUAGCGCCCAUGGCCGCCUGUGCCGAGGAAGCCCGAAGACCAUUGUUAGUUUAUUGCUGUGCCUCACACUCUUCGAAUCUUAAAAGGUUCCUGACCUCCUGUCGUCUGGGCCACCAAGCGUCUCCUGCCACCAGGGAGCUGGUAGACCUGGGGGCACAAGCGGCGUGUGGACUGGCAUACUUGCACGUCCAGCGGCUGGUGCAUGCAGAUGUUGCAGCUAGGAAUUGCAUAGUUGAUGAGAAAUUGAGACUGAAGGUGACCGACAACGGACUGUCCCGGGAUCUGUUCCCGGACGACUACCAUUGUUUGGGUGACAACGAGAACAGGCCGGUCAAGUGGAUGGCGCCCGAGACCUUGCUGCAAAACCAGUACACCACGGCUUCUGAUGUGUGGUCACUGGGAGUGACUCUUUGGGAGUUGGCCACCCUGGGCGCGUCUCCGCUGGCGGAGUUGGACGCGGCUGAUGUUGGCGCCUUCCUCAACGGAGGAUACAGGCCUUCGCAACCACACAACUGUCCUGAUGAACUGUAUGGCCUAAUGUCUUGGUGCUGGACAUCCCCAGCGUCAGCCAGACCGACCGCUCCUCAGUUACUUGCAGCUCUUCACGACUUCAGACAAGCUCUGAGUACUUACAUAUAAAUUUCCUUAGAAACUAACUUUAUAAGGAACUAACUCAAACUCUAUUCUCGCCAUGGUAAAACAAUAUGGGUGACUUCAUCAAUGAAAAUGGAAAAUUAUCGAUAAAGUGACUGCCAUAACCAUUGCUAAUAUUGCGCUCCUUGGACACAGAUAUAAAAGGAUAAUAGACAGGACUAAUAAGUAAUUUUUGAAACUUGAAUAUUAACAUUACUUUUUUUAUUAGUACACUUAUAUAAUAUUCUUUGAGCAAAUUUAAACUGUGCAAUAAUAUUACCUCUCUUCUCUUUAACUGCUUCGCUUCCUAUUUUACUUAAUCCAAAGUGCCUGCCAAAGAAACGACAGUUUUGCAAUAUCUACGUAUAUAAUUUCAUAAGUUUAAUUGUAUUUCAAUCAUAUUUGUACAUAUAUAAAUGUUGUCUUUACCAGUAAACGUUUAGAAAAUAGUCUUUUUUAUUCAACUGUUGACUGUUCCAUACCUAUUACAAAUCCAUGAUAGGUUACGCAAGAACUUGGAUAAAUAUAGAUUUGGUGUCUGGUAAAUACGAUCAAUAAUUCAUUAAGCAUAGUAGGUACUGUUGAUGUGAAAAUAUGCGAAUUAACUAAAAUAAUUGUGUCAAUUGUUUUAAAGUACGGUACUCUCGCUGUAAUAUAUUCCAAAAAAUUAACAACUUGAUGAAUUUUCAUAGGUACACUAAACAAUUAAAUCACGUAAAAUAAACUGCAUCAAAAAAUCUCAACAUAAUUCCUAUACAAAAAUAUGUGUACCGUAAUAUUCAAAAAAAUAUAUGUUGUACACAUACCAUACCUACCAAAAUUAUAUUUAAAAAAAAAUGAUGUCGAAACGUAAGAUAUAUUUUUGAUCAAAUGGUGAUAAAUAUUAUGUUAGUAUAAAAAUGUAAUUUGUCAUCUCAGAGGGGUGUUCUAACGAUAAAUAGGCGUAAGGUUUAAAAAGCUAGAUAUUAGAUUAUUAACGUUAAAUACUAUCCUUAACAUGUGAAGAAACACAACAAAAAUAUUUACCAAUUUUGAAAAUAAAACCUGCAUCAUUUGACAUAAUUAUUUUUUAAUAAUAAUUGUAAUUUUUCUCUAAGCAAUGUAUGAAGACAUAUUACCUUGAACGUAGAAAAUCCUUAUUAAAUGAAGUUCGUAAUUAGGUUAUUAGUGAAUAUGUAAACCUUAAUGAUUUAUUAUUUAAAUGACCAAAUCAUUGUUUAAUUAAGUUUUGGUUAUCUUUUGUUUUAAAACUUUAAUAAAACCAAAAAGCUACUGUAAAUAAAGAAAUUGAGCACCAAAUAUAAUUAUUAAGAUGUACAUAUAAUUGAAAUCGAUGCAAAAGGAAUUUAAUUUUUAAUGGAGCUGUAUUGCUUUAUCGAUUUUAAAAGGACAAUUUAUAUUAUAUCACUAAUGACAUUUAAAACAUAAAGCUAUGGUAAAUUUAAGAAAGGUAUGCUCGUCUUAUUUUGUUUAAUUCACAAUUAUUUUUUAAAUAUUUAUCAUCUGAUUCAAAUUUAGAAGAAAGAAAAAUCCAAAAAAAAGUAGGUUUUCCGUCACUUACAUUCUAUCACGCAAUGCACCAAAAUCAUUGUCUAUAUUAAACUUAUAUAGACAUAACUUCGAAGAUUAUUAUUAUUUAUGAAUUCAGUUUGAGUUUGAAGGUCCAAACUAAUUCAAAUUCAGAUCAGCUGUAUCCGGCAAGUUCUUGCUCAAAUUGUGCAGUACAAAUUGUCCUUUCAAUAACAUCGAUAUUUAUCAUAAGUUAGAAUAGUACCUGAGGACUCCAGUCCUAUCAGGCCCACAAAAAGGAACAAACACCAAAACAGUAGUAAAAUCAUGGAGAUGUCUGCUAUGUGGCUUCGACAAACAAAAUAUUUUUAUUGUCAAAAAUAAAAACGUACGAUAAUUUUAUUCUCAUAAACGUAAAACUUUAGAAUACGGCAAAAUGAAGCACCAAUAUUAUUUAUACCACUUUAUGUAUACACGGCUCACGCACACACUCUCACCAAGUGUGACAUUCGGCUGCUAUUACAUCAUAGAUGCGUCAUAGAUUAUCAUCUUAAGAAAUGGCAUGUUUUAUGUCACUCACACAUUGGUGCAACGCCGCCUUUGCGAUGCUUCAAUGUUUUUCAGCCACACUCCGUCCGCCUUUUUUUCUACGUCUAUGGUAUCUGUAUUUUUUUAUACUUUUUUUUUUCUUUACAAGAUAAAUAUUUUUUUUCUUUUCAGAAAUAUUUUUCUAUAUUUAAAUAUAAAAACGUAAAAUAAAUGUAAAAUUUUGCACUAAGUCCCGACCCAGAUCUACCAGGUGAAAAGGAAUUCACGGGUGUCAUAAUUCCAUACCUAUGAACAAAUGGCUAAUCGUUCAUAAUUCAUGACUUUCUCAUAUUUUUUUUAAAGAAGACAGCAAGUAUACUCGUAUAUAUUACUACGGACAUAAUAAUAUUUAGUUACUUUUCAAUUACAUCUGUAAAUAAUAAAUUAAGUCAAAGUUUCUUGAAGCCAGAUACACUGACGCCCAUGAUCGAGAAAUAUUUGUCUAUUAUACCACAAUUAUUCAUAGAAAAUCGAUAUUGGAAUGUAUUGGAAAAUUCAUAGGAUAAUAAGAAAUAUAAUAGAAUUUAGACUAAUUUAUUGUAAAUAUUUAUAAAAUCUAGCCCAUGGCGAUAAAAUAUAGUAUUAAGAAAUUUCAAUCCUUAAAGUGUAAUUAUAAGUUUUUGAUAUGACGUCUGUUCACGAAAAUAUUUCAUGAAAUGAAAUAUAAGUUAAAGUUUCAUUUUUAUUUCAAUUAAUUAUGCAAUAGAUACCACAUGCAAAGACAAGCCUAGCUAAUGACUUAGGUAGGAAUUAAAUACUCAUUAAUUUUAAACACAGGUUUUUGCGGCAAUAGACUGAAAAAAAUAUGAGUCAUCUUUUGGUUAAUGCACUCAUUCGUUUCAUAUUUAAAGUUCGAAGAAAACUUUUAUACACCUUCAUAAGUAAUUUAACAUUACUCACACUGUAAUAAUCUUUAAGUAGGGCCAAUUUAAGCCAAAUAAUGAACCUAGUGCAUUGUUUUGUAAUCUUACUAGCCAUUUUUGUCAGCUUAUUUAUACUUACAUUUAUUAACAAUAUAAAAUGAAACUUUAAAAACAAGAGUUGAUUUUCCUCCUCAAUUUGUUAUAUCUGUUAUUUUAUUACCAAGUUAAAAUGAUCGGAGUGUAAUAAAUAAAUAAUAAUAUAAUUUUUCUUGCUAUUCUACCUAACUGUUCCUACUUAUUUAGUUAUACUUAUCAAGCUGAUAAUUUAUUUUUUUUACAGGAUUUUAUAUAUGUCCAUGUACUAGUUGCAUAAUUUUAUUAAACACUUUAAACCCCUGUUCUUAGUAUCUUUGUUUAUUAACUAUUAGCAUUAAUAUUAACGCUAUUAUAUAAUUGUAUUAAAAACGCAUAUGGAUUAUACAGGGUGUUUAACUCUUAGGCAUUAUAAGCGUCUAAAAUUGGUUUGAAUAUAGUUUGCGCUUCUUUCAAUAUUAGCUUGUAACUUUCUAUCUAAUUGUGAAAUCGGUGUUCUUGUAAAACUAUGGUUAAAGCACCCUAAACUAUUGUCCUUUUAGAAAAUAUAAUUAUAUUACAUUUUGUGUUAUUUUAAAAUUAGUUUAAAUUAGACCCAAUUGGAGUCAACCGAUUUUCUUAUUACUUCUUGCUAUUAUUAUAUUUUCUGUGGACUGAAAAUUAUGAACACACUUUUUUUAAAGAUAAGUUCAAGACUCAACCUAUAAUUUAAUUAAUUAUAAAUAAAUGUCUCGACUACGUGAAAAAUAAUGAAACUUAUCCCACUUCAGUCGUUGUACAUUUUAUAGAGUAGUGGUAGUCAUCUAAUGAUGUAAUCGAAUGCUGAAAUAUAAAUUUAACCAAAGAACUGCAAAACCUUUUUACUUGUGUAACUAAUAUAACAAAUUAUGAAUUUGUAGGCCAACCUUUAAUUACUUAUUGUACAUACAUAAAUAUUAACAGGCAAAGCCGGCUGGCAUACAUGUGCAUAUGUAUGCCAUAGCAACGAUUGCUAUGACUUGUUUGGCUAGCAAAAAGUAUCAGAUUUUGAUCGAAUUUUUUUUUUCCAGAAAUGUAGUGCAUUUCAUUUAAUUAUUUCUCUCCUCUGUUCUCCUUCUGUCUUUUUAGUGUAUAUACAAUAUAUUCCCAAACUUUCCACUAUACAUCCAAUAAAUUCAAAUAGUACAUUUCAGGGACAAUCAAGCUAUAUAGAGUGUUAAAAAUUAAAAAUAUGCAUGAGUGUGAUAUUAUUGACACAUUGCAUAAUCAAAUUACCAAAAAUGCAGGCGCGUAGUCGAAUGAAAUUGACAAGUUACUAAACAUUAUUAAAUAAUUAUUCAAUAUAUUUUGUUUUAAAAUAUGUUUAUUUACAGACAAAUAAGUUAACUUUUUCUGAAACACAUUUUUUUCUCUGAAUGGAAAAUCUGUUUCAACAUAAUUUUAACAUUUUCUUUUUAUUUAAACUAUAACUUUAAUAUAUACAUUUGUAAAAAACAAUUAUUUUAGAGUAAUCUGACAUUCAUGAUAAAUUUUAGAAAAUAUAUAAAUAAAAGAAGCACAAAAAAAAAUAUCCCCAAAGACCAUAAGAUCACUUAUACAAUAAGUCUUUCCUUUCAGUGAAAAUAAAAAAAAAUAGAAGAAGUUAACUUUGAAAUUAUUUACGUAAUACGUUUUCAUUUUAAUAGUUUACAUUAUAAUAUAUUAUUAUAGCAUAUAAGAUAUAGUAUAAUAUGAUAAAAAUGUGGAUUUGUAAAAACGUCGCAUAUGACAAAGAGUGCCAGAUGAAUGUGAUUGUAUGUUAAAUGUAUGUUUAUAUGUUACGUAAGUAUCUGUUUAAUACAGUAAGUGACUAUUUAAUAUGAAUGUACUCUGUAUGGCUUCAAUGACAAUUACGAGAA
This is a messenger RNA of Amyelois transitella, 6726 nucleotides long. It is a transcript of the gene Drl-2, whose product is annotated as tyrosine-protein kinase Drl. NCBI's taxonomy places the organism in Eukaryota, Metazoa, Arthropoda, Insecta, Lepidoptera, Pyralidae. Gene Ontology annotation, molecular function: ATP binding; protein kinase activity. The transcript is spliced from 13 exons. Gene Ontology annotation, cellular component: signaling receptor complex. Gene Ontology annotation, biological process: positive regulation of kinase activity; axonogenesis; multicellular organism development. The coding region runs from base 3 to 1802 and encodes 599 amino acids. The record is from RefSeq and is a predicted model, not a curated record.